AUGAGCAGUUUCACCCACUCGGAGUCAUCGGCGGCCCAGACCGCGCUGGACAGCAGGAGGAGGGCUGUGAGCAGCUCUGGAGAGAUCCCUGAAAGUGCAUCACAGCAAAGCAAAAGUUCUGCACUUUGGUGUGGGAGAAUCAUUGCUGUGAAGUGCAUUUGCUACAACAGCGAUUUCAUGGAGUGCACCUGGAGUCACAGUGAUGGGGAACCGAACUACACCAUGCACUACUGGUACGCAUCAGAGCCAGCUCAGGAAUGUGGCUCCUACAUCCAGCAGGACGGCUACAACAUUGGCUGCAACUUCACAAAGGACAAGAUCCGGGAGUUUGUGAAUUUUCACGUGAACCGGAUUGGGAUCAUUGGCUCGGAGAGGGUGAUCCCCCCCAACCAAACCUUCCAGCUGCAGGACCAAGUGAAACCCAAUCCUCCGACAAACCUGACCGUCAACACCACAACCAACAACGGGAUCUCCCUGAGCUGGGAGCCACCCAUGAUCCAACACUGUCUGCAGUAUGAGAUCAAGUACAAGAGCAACAAGGACAAAGACUGGCAGAUUGAAUCCCUGCAAGAACAAACAAAGUUUCCCGUGCCGAGUGUGGACCCAAAGAAACUCUACACCUUUAAAGUACGGGCUAAGAUCAACGAUUUUUGUGGUACAACUCUCUUCUGGAGUGAGUGGAGCUCAUCGGUGACUUGGGGCAAUUUAGACGCCACUGAAACUCCCGGAGACACCAGGCUUCAAAUGUGCAUCACUUUGAUCCCUGGACUUAUCAUUUUGGCUCUAAUUUUGCUCGUGCUUAUACUAAAGAAUGAAAAACUCAAGGUCAUCAUCAUCCCAAAGAUUCCAAACCCAGGAAGGAGGUUUGACUCUCUGUUCGACAACUUUGGUGGGAACUUUCAGGAUUGGCUGGGAGUUCCCAAGGACACGCUGGAGGGCUUCAAACCAAUCUACCACGAGAACGCAUGCCUCGUGAGCGAGCCCCCUCCCUACUCCAAAGAGGACACCCAGCAGCGAGGACUCUGGCAGCACUUGGAGAGGCCAGUGUUCCUGGGCAAGGACACGGUUCCCAGCAACGGAGGAGGGGUCCAGCCCGAGACCCUCUUCAUUGACGUGGUGCGUUUAGCAGAGAGCAAUAGUGGCGGCAGGGAAUGUGGCUGAGCAACAAAACAGGAAGCGCCCAGAAGCCAGCGAGCGUCGGAGGCAGCCUGGGGGAGUAGCGCAGGAGCAGAUAAGCAGCCACUCUUCGUUCGCAGCGCUCCGAGAUGUCGGGCUCAUGACGGGCGCUAUAUGUGCACAGAACAACAACAGCAAAAUUAUAUUUGUAACGCGCCUUUCACGUGGGGAGGACGUCCCAAAACACCGACCGGACAGUCAGAGCUUCGGACCCGAGCCGGUGUGGUGGGGGGAGCGGGGUCAGGGAGGGCGGAG
Molecule: messenger RNA, 1431 nt
Organism: Callorhinchus milii (elephant shark)
Lineage: Eukaryota; Metazoa; Chordata; Chondrichthyes; Chimaeriformes; Callorhinchidae
Product: cytokine receptor common subunit gamma
Exons: 11
Coding region: 1-1161 (386 amino acids)
Biological process (GO): cytokine-mediated signaling pathway
Cellular component (GO): external side of plasma membrane; membrane
Molecular function (GO): cytokine receptor activity; protein binding
Source: RefSeq, a predicted model, not a curated record